CUCAGCAGCCGGAGUAGUCCCGGCUGGCUGCGGGCCUGAGCGCUGCCUGCCGGGAAAGGGGCGGGUUGAGCGUGCGGGCUUUGGGGUUGGUCGGGUCCCGGAGGUGGGGUCGAGUCUGCAGUGGCAACAGGGUGCGGCCGGGUUGGGGGCCGGGUGCAGGCCUGGCUUCCUGGAAGGCGGUGCGCGACUGGCCCCUGCUGGGUUCCCGACUCGUCUGCGCACCCUCUUUGAGACCCCCAGCAGGCAGCGUCUGGGAAGCUCCUACCUGAGCCAUGUUUUUCACCUGUGGUCCAAAUGAAGCCAUGGUUGUCUCUGGUUUCUGCCGGAGCCCUCCAGUCAUGGUGGCCGGAGGUCGGGUCUUUGUCCUGCCCUGCAUCCAGAAAAUCCAGAGGAUCUCUCUCAACACACUGACCCUCAAUGUCAAGAGUGAAAAGGUUUACACUCGCCACGGGGUCCCCAUCUCAGUCACUGGUAUUGCCCAGGUGAAAAUCCAGGGACAAAAUAAAGAGAUGCUGGCAGCCGCCUGCCAGAUGUUCCUGGGGAAGACAGAAGCUGAGAUUGCCCACAUUGCACUGGAGACUCUGGAGGGUCACCAGAGAGCUAUCAUGGCUCACAUGACUGUGGAGGAAAUCUAUAAGGACAGGCAAAAAUUCUCAGAGCAAGUUUUCAAAGUAGCUUCCUCAGACCUGGUCAACAUGGGCAUCAGUGUGGUUAGCUACACCCUGAAAGACAUUCACGAUGAUCAGGACUAUUUGCAUUCAUUGGGGAAAGCUCGAACAGCUCAGGUCCAAAAAGAUGCUCGGAUUGGAGAAGCGGAGGCCAAGAGAGAUGCUGGGAUCCGGGAGGCCAAAGCCAAACAAGAAAAAGUGUCUGCACAAUACCUUAGUGAGAUCGAGAUGGCCAAAGCUCAGAGGGACUACGAGCUAAAGAAGGCUGCGUAUGACAUCGAGGUCAACACCCGCAGAGCACAGGCUGACCUGGCUUAUCAGCUUCAGGUGGCCAAGACUAAGCAGCAGAUAGAGGAGCAGCGAGUACAGGUGCAGGUGGUGGAGCGGGCCCAACAGGUGGCAGUGCAGGAGCAGGAGAUUGCCCGCCGAGAAAAGGAGCUGGAGGCCCGAGUUAGGAAACCAGCAGAAGCCGAACGCUACAAACUGGAACGCCUAGCUGAGGCAGAGAAAUCCCAGCUGAUCAUGCAGGCAGAGGCAGAAGCUGAGGCUGUGCGGAUGCGAGGUGAAGCUGAGGCCUUUGCCAUAGGAGCCCGGGCCCGAGCUGAGGCCGAACAGAUGGCCAAGAAGGCAGAGGCAUUCCAGAUGUACCAGGAGGCGGCUCAGCUGGACAUGCUGCUAGAGAAACUCCCCCAGGUGGCAGAGGAGAUCAGUGGUCCCUUGACCUCAGCCAACAAGAUCACACUAGUGUCCAGUGGAAGUGGAACUGUGGGGGCGUCCAAAGUAACUGGGGAAGUACUGGAUAUCCUGAGCCGCCUGCCAGAGAGUGUGGAGAGACUCACAGGCAUCAGUAUCUCCCAGGUAAACCACAAACCUUUGCGAACAGCCUGAUCAUUCAACCUUCGGCAUACCCAAUCAUGAAGCUGCCUGGAUGGUCCUGGUAUUGCAUGCACUUCAAUGGCCUCCCUGAGCAUGUCCUUUGACAGUCCUUUGAAGGGAGUUCAUCCCUUCUCUCUCCUUGCCAAAUAGCCUGUGCCUUCCUUGGAAGAGGGUUGGUCCCCUUCCCAACCCCACUACCAAGACUGCCAGUCCCUCUAAGAAUCCUAUGCCAGUUUUCUGUUUAUCCCACCCCAUCCUCAACUUAUUUAACUUCUCAGACUGGUAAUAUGGGGAUUUAACUGAGGUAAAACACAUGUCUUGUAUGUUUGAAGCCCUGGGUUUGACCUCCAGCACCCAAAAUUUAGUUGAAUAGAUUUGUCCAAGCCUGAUCUCUAGAAUUCUUUUCUGAGCAAAAGAGGGGUGGCCUGGAGGUUUUCAACUUUGUUGAAUGGCUAUUAAUAAACAUUAAUAAUUGGCAGGG
Erinaceus europaeus (western European hedgehog) is the source of this 2025-nucleotide messenger RNA. It is a transcript of the gene FLOT1, whose product is annotated as flotillin 1. The transcript has 13 exons. Lineage: Eukaryota; Metazoa; Chordata; Mammalia; Eulipotyphla; Erinaceidae. Gene Ontology annotation, cellular component: plasma membrane. The coding region runs from base 273 to 1556 and encodes 427 amino acids. The record is from RefSeq and is a predicted model, not a curated record. Gene Ontology annotation, biological process: regulation of receptor internalization; positive regulation of cell junction assembly; positive regulation of cell-cell adhesion mediated by cadherin.